This is a messenger RNA of Staurois parvus, 302 nucleotides long. Lineage: Eukaryota; Metazoa; Chordata; Amphibia; Anura; Ranidae. The record is from the annotation of a GenBank genome assembly.
UAUAAAAUCAAGCACCUAGGCAUGCAGACUGCUUCUACAAACAUUUGUGAAAAAUGGGUCACUCUCAGGAUCUCAGUGAAUUGGGGUACUGUGAUAGGUUGUUACCUGCGCAUCAAGUCCAUCUGUGAAAUUUCCUUGCUACUAAAUAUUCCACAGUAAACUGUUAGUGGUAUUAUAACAAAUUGGAAGCAACUGGGAACAACAGCAACUCAGCCACAAAGUGGUAGGCCACGUAAAAUGACAGAGUGAGGUCAGUGCAUGCUGAAGGGCACAAAGUCACCAACUGUCUGCAGAGUCAAUAG